Messenger RNA from Abrus precatorius (Indian licorice), 664 nucleotides. Its product is annotated as V-type proton ATPase subunit G-like. The coding region runs from base 128 to 460 and encodes 110 amino acids. The transcript is spliced from 4 exons. Gene Ontology annotation, cellular component: vacuolar proton-transporting V-type ATPase complex. Gene Ontology annotation, molecular function: proton-transporting ATPase activity, rotational mechanism. Gene Ontology annotation, biological process: proton transmembrane transport. NCBI's taxonomy places the organism in Eukaryota, Viridiplantae, Streptophyta, Magnoliopsida, Fabales, Fabaceae. The record is from RefSeq and is a predicted model, not a curated record.
GGGAAAAAGAAGGUGGCCACAGUGUAUUGGAUUAAGAAAGAACGGAAAAACAGUAAUCGUUUGACAGAAGUCGGAAAUUUCUGCUGAUCUCUCUCCUAUUUUUUCUGAAUCUAAUACCUCCGAUAGAAUGGCAUCUAGCAGGGGUCAAGGUGGAAUUCAGCAGUUGUUGGCUGCUGAACAAGAAGCACAACGGAUUGUCAAUGCUGCAAAAAAUGAGAAAAUGGCUAGGUUGAAACAGGCCAAGGAAGAGGCUGAAAAGGAGAUUGCUGAAUACCGGGCUCAACUAGAACAUGCGUUUCAAAAGAAACUGUCUGAUAGUAGUGGAGAUUCUGGAGCUAAUGUCAAGCGGCUUGAGCAAGAGACUGAUGCUAAAAUUCAUCACCUGAAAACGGAGGCUGCAAGAAUAUCAGAUGAUGUUGCUGCCAUGCUCCUCAAGUAUGUAACAACUGUGAAAAAUUAGGACCCUUUGAUAUAUAUUGAUGCUGAGGACUCCUAAAUUAUGUUUGAUUAUUAUCCUGAGUUUAUUUUUUACUCUAGAUAUUCUGGUGCGGAUAAGAUUAUUGUUUUGGCUACAAUGCUUAGUAUCUUGCUUCUUUGUAUUCAAAGAAAUAAUUUCAUGUUUGUUAAACAGUUUUUCAGAAUUCAAAGACAUAUAUAUAUAUAU